AUGCUGGAGACCUACUGGAACCUAACUACUAUAGGAUACUUUUGGGAAGACCUUAACACCAAAGAGCAUUGUAAAUGUUCUAGAAGACAUGCAAGGCAUAAGAGAACACACAGUGGAGAGAAACCCUAUGAAUAUGUUCAAGAUAAUAAAGACUUUCUGUAUGUAACUCAUCAAAGUCAUAAACGAAAACAUACUGGAGAGAAAACAUAUGAAUGUAAUCUGCAUGGUAAGUGUGGUAAAGACAUUACUCAAUGUACUGUUUUUCAAACACAUAAAAGAAUACAAACUGGAGAAAAACCAUAUGAAUAUAAUCAGUGUGGUAAGGCCUUUGCACGUCAUAUUCAUCUUCAAUUCCAUAAAAGAACACAUACUGGAGAGAAACGCUAUGAAUGUAAUCAGUGUGGUAAGGCCUUUGCAUGGCACAGUGGUCUUCAAAGACAUAAAAGAACACAUACUGGAGAGAAACCUUAUGAUUGUAAUCAGUGUGGUAAGGCCUUUACACGACAUAAUCAUCUUCAAAUGCAUAAAAGAACACAUACUGGAGAGAAACCCUAUGAUUGUAAUCAGUGUGGUAAGGCCUUUGCACGUCUAAGUCAACUUCAAAGGCAUAAAAGAACACAUACUGGAGAGAAACCCUAUGAAUGUAAUCAGUGUGGUAAGGCCUUUGCACGUCUAAGUCAACUUCAAAGGCAUAAAAGAACACAUACUGGAGAGAAACCCUAUGAAUGUAAUCAGUGUGGUAAGGCCUUUUCUCAAAACAGUGUUCUUCAAACACAUAAAAGAACACAUACUGGAGAGAAACGCUAUGAAUGUAACCAGUGUGGUAAGGCCUUUGCACAACACAGUCACCUUCAAAGCCAUAAAAGAACACAUACUGGCGAGAAACCCUAUGAAUGUAAUCAGUGUGGUAAGGCCUUUGCAUGGCACAGUGAUCUUCAAAGACAUAAAAGAACACAUACUGGAGAGAAACCUUAUGAUUGUAAUCAGUGUGGUAAGGCCUUUACACGACACAGUAAUCUUCAAGUGCAUAAAAGAACACAUACUGGAGAGAAACCCUAUGAAUGUAAUCAGUGUGGUAAGGCCUUUUCUCAAAACAGUGUUCUUCAAACACAUAAAAAAACACAUACUGGAGAGAAACCCUAUGAAUGUAAUCAGUGUGGUAAGGCCUUUUUUCAAAACAGUGUUCUUCAAACACAUAAAAGAACACAUACUGGAGAGAAACCCUAUGAUUGUAAUCAGUGUGGUAAGGCCUUUGCACGUCUCAGUCAUCUUCAAAGGCAUAAAAGAACACAUACUGGAGAGAAACCCUAUGAAUGUAAUCAGUGUGGUAAGGCCUUUGCACGACACAGUAAUCUUCAAGUGCAUAAAAGAACACAUACUGGAGAGAAACCCUAUGAAUGUAAUCACUGUGAUAAGGCCUUUGCAUGUCACAGUGAUCUUAAAAGGCAUAAAAGAACACACACUGGAGAGAAACCUCAUGAAUGUAAUCAGUGUGGUAAGGCCUUUGCACACCACAGUAAUUUUCAAAGCCAUAAAAGAACACAUACUUGA
Messenger RNA from Microtus oregoni (creeping vole), 1551 nucleotides. Its product is annotated as zinc finger protein 431-like. NCBI's taxonomy places the organism in Eukaryota, Metazoa, Chordata, Mammalia, Rodentia, Cricetidae. The coding region runs from base 1 to 1551 and encodes 516 amino acids. The record is from RefSeq and is a predicted model, not a curated record. The transcript has 5 exons.